CCGGGUACGUUCUUAUUCCCUAGUCCCGACGUACUACGUAGUAUACACUAUACUGGCAUACAGCAGACCGUAGACGGGUAUACUAAGCAGCACUUGCAGCAGUCUGGUGAGUGCCGAGUUGCGACUACCGUAGUGCCGUCCAGUAUAGUUCCAAGUUCCUACAAUCACUAGCACUUUUUGUUUUAUAAUAUCAAUAUUCGUGCUACGUAUUAGUGCAUACUUAAUUACAGAUUACGGAAACCAAUCACUUAAAACGUUAUUCUAAAAAGUUUUAAGUUACUUUAUUCAUAUAUUUGCUCUGUCCUUAACACUGCUAUACUGUAGGAGCCAUACUAGGAAAACAAGUGCCUAAUAUUAUAUGUGAAGACGUGAAGUACCAGUUGCUAUUAAUUUGUUUUCUGCACAAGCAAACCAGUGUACUACAUAGUAUAUGGUGGUAAUCUACUAGUUUUACAUUAUGUCUGAUCAAGAGCCUAGGCAGACCAAUUUCUGCGCCGAAAAACGUUUUUCAUUAUCAUAUGAUGUAUUAAAUACCAUGCGGAGAAAUAAUGAAUUUUGUGAUGUGCUGUUUGUAGUUGGAGGAAAAAAAAUAGCAGCUCACAAAGUUAUACUGGCUUCUCAUAGUAAUUAUUUUAAUAAAAUGUUUACUGGAAACUUCAAAGAUACUCAAUUGUUGGAGGUAAAAAAUGUAGAGAUCACUCCUAAUUCACUUGAACUAUUAUUGGAUUUUCUAUAUACAUCACAAUUAACAAUAAAUGAUUCUAAUGUGCAGGAUUUAUUAACGGCAUCAGAUUUUUUAUUGCUCAAUGAUGUGAAAAAGGAAUGUUUAAAUUAUAUAGAACAAACAAUUGAUAUUGAUAACUUUAUGACAGUAAAAAGCAUUUAUGAUAUAAAUAAAAUAAGAGAUCUGCAUGAAUUAUUUUUGUCAUACAUACUAAAAAAUUAUAAUAACAUUAUUAAAUCAAAUACAUUUUUAUCAUUUUCGUUUGAAUUGAUGAUGGAACUUAUUCAGAGUGAUGACUUAUGUGCAGAAGAAGAAGAGGUUUAUGAAUCUACUAUGAUGUGGUUGAAACACGAUCUAAAAAAACGUUUAAAAUACAUGCCACAGUUAAUUAAGUCCAUUCGGUUAUGUCUAAUGUCAGUUGAUUAUUUGGAUAGUACUGUUCAAGAAGAGGAUCUCAUUCAAUCUGAUAAUACAUGUAUGCGUUGCUUAUUUCAUGCCUAUAAAGUUCACCGUCAAAUAAAGACAGUAGAUAAUGAAUCAGUAUUGGCUUAUAGUAUUACACAUCGCAAAUUCACCAAGAAAUCACAGUCAUUUAAUAUUUUGGGAAACGAACAUGAUAAAGAUAACAUUAAUUCAUCACUUGAAAAUUUUUUGCUUAUAAAAGAUUCACCAGAAUUUAUGUCAUUGAAAUUUGAACAAUUAAUGGAACUAAUUAAAAGCGAUGAUUUAUGUGCUGAAGAAUUACAAGUUUAUGAAGCUACUAUUUCUUGGAUAAAAUAUGAUGUGAAAAAUCGUUCUGAAUUGCUUCCUAAGUUAUUCCUAUCAAUACGUCUACCAUUAAUACAAGUAAAAGACUUAAUCAAUAUUGUUGAACAUGAAGAGCUAGUGUCUUCAAAUUCAAUAUGUAUGGGCAUUUUAUUCGAAACAUACAGAAUACUUGCACUUCAUAAAAAUGAAUUUAUGAAAACAUCAGAAUGUGAAUUUAAUAUUUUCAACUAUAGAAAUCAUAAUCUAAAACAAGUCAUGGUAUUAUAUAUGAAAUCAGGUUAUUCAAAAAUUGAGUGGUUUGACAGUAUUAACAAUGCUUUUUAUGAAUGUUCAUUAACUUGGCCCUCUGACUACACUACAUCAAAUUUAAUAUUAAAAGAUGGUAGAAUCUUUAGUAUAAGUUACAGUGAUGAUAAUGUUAACUCCGUGAAAUUAUAUGAUGGCAAUUAUAAUACAUGGAAGUCUAUAAGUACUCCUAAUUUUGUUCAUUGUUAUUCAAGUAUCAUACAAUUUUAUGACCGAGUUUAUGUAAUGUCUACCAAUGGUGUUGAGUAUUAUGAUAUUCAAAGUGAAAAAUGGCAAGAAGUUAAGUUUAAAAUAAGUGGAACUACUAAUUUAAAACUUGCAAUAGUUUCCGAUUUAAUUUAUGGUGUUUGCACUGAGAAAGCUUUUUAUUAUGAUCCAAAAACUGACUUUGGUCAAUUAAUUGGUUCUUUGGGAACUGGUAUAAAAAAUAUAUAUUCAAUUUGUUCAUUUAAUAACCAAUUGUAUGUAAUUGGUGGCUGUAAUCUGUAUAAUGAUGGACAUGGUAUUAUUUUACAAAAGCACAAUCCACAAACUAAUACAUGGAUUAGUGUUUACUGUUCAUACAGAACCUCAAAAGCACCAGGUGUUAUUGUAUUAAAAGGAGAGCUAUAUCUAAUGGGUGGCGAAAAUUGUAAUUAUACUCAAAUUUACAAACCUGAAUCGAAUACAUUUUUAACUAAAGAUGCCAUCUACCUCAAUUCUUCAAUACAUUCUAAUACACAAGCAUUUGUAAUUGAUACAAAAAGUAUAAAUCCAAAGAAUAUUUUGAAAUAUUAUUCCAGUAAUGAAAUUUAAAGUUUUACUUUUAAGUAGGACCUACUUAAUAUAUUUAUAUUUUUAGUGAUUAACAUUUGUAAUUGAUAUUAAAAGUACAAAUCUAAAGAAUAUUUUGAAACAUUAUUCCAGUAAAGAAAUGAAUGGUUUUUUUUUUCAUAUAGAAAGGGAACAUUUACAUAUUUUUAUCUUUAAUUGUAAAACAAAAUAGUUGUAUGUUAAUAAAAAUAUUUUACUAUCAAAUAUAAAUAUAUCUUAUUUAAAA
This is a messenger RNA of Metopolophium dirhodum (rose-grain aphid), 2837 nucleotides long. RefSeq names its product kelch-like protein 20. Lineage: Eukaryota; Metazoa; Arthropoda; Insecta; Hemiptera; Aphididae. Bases 458 to 2593 code for a protein of 711 amino acids. The record is from RefSeq and is a predicted model, not a curated record. The transcript is spliced from 16 exons. Gene Ontology annotation, molecular function: protein binding.